Megalopta genalis is the source of this 1037-nucleotide messenger RNA. The record is from RefSeq and is a predicted model, not a curated record. NCBI's taxonomy places the organism in Eukaryota, Metazoa, Arthropoda, Insecta, Hymenoptera, Halictidae.
AUUCUCUAGAACGUCGAAUUCAUUCGGUUAAUGCAAAAUACGUUUGAUGCCAGCAUAAAAUGGGAAACUCUGGUUUGAAACAGCAUUAUCAAACCGCGAAGAAGACUGGCGCGUUAAAUGUUUCCAACAGAAAGCUCGACGAAUUCCCGCAGAAUCUACACGCCUUGGCGCCGCUGUUACGUACGCUGGAUCUAUCGGAGAACAAAUUCGUUCGAAUACCCGACGAUAUUGGUCACUUCACGUUGCUAAAGCAAUUAAAUAUUAGUCAUAAUAAGCUGACUAUGCUGCCCGAUGCUCUCGGAGCACUGACCAAACUAGAAUGUUUAAAUGCAUCGUCGAACCAAAUCAAAUGUUUACCUUGGUCUUUGCAAAAAUUAACGCGGUUAAAGCAGGUCAACCUCUCUAACAAUCAGAUUACAGAAUUCCCCCCAAUGUUUUGUGACUUAAAGUUCUUGGACGUGCUGGACAUGUCACAGAAUCGAAUUACGACUAUUCCGGACGCUGCCGCAGCACUGCAUGUGGUGGAACUUAACCUCAAUCAGAACCAGAUAUCGACAAUUUCUGAGAAGUUGGCGGAAUGUCAACGUUUAAAAACGUUAAGACUAGAAGAAAAUUGUUUGCAAUUGAAUGCUGUACCUAAAAAAAUUUUAAAAGAUUCGAAAGUUUCGUUGCUAGCUCUCGAAGGAAACUUAUUCGAGAUAAAACAGCUAGCUGAUCUUGAUUGUUAUGACAACUACAUGGAAAGAUAUACGGCAGUGAAGAAAAAAAUGUUUUAAAGAGGAAUCAUUAUUAUGAGAAGAUAAUCUUUUCACGUGUGUUUCAAUAAGCGUGUAGAAUAUAAAUUAUACAACAUAUUUGAUAAUAGUUAUUAUACGGUUUUUUGUAAAUUUUCAAAGCAUCACAUCGUGUAUUUACGCAAUUAUUGUAUUGGAUAAUAGUGAUAAUAUACGGAAUUGUACAAAGUAUUUGUAUUGGUUGUAUUGUUAAGUCGAGAUAUUAUUGUUUCAUAAUACCUUAAUAAAUAACACUGAAAAUAA